This is a messenger RNA of Uncinocarpus reesii 1704, 3678 nucleotides long. RefSeq names its product P-type ATPase. The record is from RefSeq and is a predicted model, not a curated record. Bases 1 to 3678 code for a protein of 1225 amino acids. Lineage: Eukaryota; Fungi; Ascomycota; Eurotiomycetes; Onygenales; Onygenaceae. The transcript is spliced from 19 exons. Gene Ontology annotation, cellular component: membrane. Gene Ontology annotation, molecular function: ATP binding; P-type transmembrane transporter activity; ATP hydrolysis activity. Gene Ontology annotation, biological process: intracellular calcium ion homeostasis.
AUGGAUGAGCCAGACGAUUACUCCUUAGCGGAAGACCAUGAUGAAGCUUACCAUCAUGCGCCUAUACGUCGGGUUUAUGCUGGCCCUGUGUCCGAAAGCGUUCCUUCCAGCAUAGCUUCCUUCGUUCGCCGUCGUUCACGUCGCGACUCAACCGUUAGCUUCACGUAUUUUCAGGAGAGCACGGAAACCCCCGAUUGGAUCGAUGAGGAGGCCAUAGUAGAUGAAAGUGAGCUAGAAGAUGGUUUCUUCGGAGACCAGGAUAUUGACAUGGAUAUGCCAAGAAGCCCUUUAAGCCUUCUGGACGGCUCACGCUCAAGAAGCUCAGUAGAACACCCGCUCUUGCGACGAGAAACUUCUCGUCGAAGCGACUAUACAGAGCCACCCUCGGGAGAGACUGUUAGCCAGAAGGUUUACAUUGUCACUGAGGAUUUGACUGCCGUAAUUGCUGGGUUCUCUACAAGUAUAACAGGCUUCACGAUUUAUGUCAUCAUAUGCGUCUUAACAGGUGGCUUAGGCUAUCUGGUGUUCAGAUGGCUUCCUCGAUGGCGCAUUAAGCUGGUUGGAUACCCUGAACCUCUGCAUCGGUGCCAGUGGGUCGCAAUCGAGAACCAAUGGGGCCAAUUUACCGUCGAAGCUGUCGCAGACGUAAGAUAUGACCGCCCAUUGUCCACGGUAUUUGGAGCUUCCUGUAAAGAGAUCGAGGCUCCCAACUUUGACGAAGAUAAUGAUCCGGUAUUGCCCUAUCUCCGCUUCGUGGACUACCGUUAUAUCCGCUUCUGCUACCAACCCCUGGAAGAUAAAUUCAUGCACACCGGCGAUUGGAAAGAUCCAAAUUGGAUUAAUAUUAAGUCUGUAAGAGAAGGAUUAGAUGCAGAUGAAAGAGAUAGUCGAGAGCAAGUAUUUGGCCAAAAUAUCAUUGAUAUCAAACAAAAGUCUAUCCCCCAGAUUAUGAUUGACGAAGCUUUCCAUCCUUUUUAUAUAUUUCAAGUUGCAAGUUUACUGCUUUGGUCGAUGGAUGAAUACUAUUACUAUGCGGCGUGUAUCUUUCUCAUUUCAGUCUUCAGCAUUGCGGCUACGACGAUUGAAACGAAAUCAGGAGACCAAUUCCUUCAACUGAAUUGGUUCCUGGGGAUCCUAUUACUGUCAGGAGACUGUAUUGUUAAUGAGAGCAUGCUUACCGGAGAAUCUGUUCCGGUUUCCAAACUACCCGCUACAAAUGAUUCGCUUGCGUCUUUAAACCUGGAUGCGCCAUCUAUCCCGCCUUCCGUUGCCCGCCAUUUUCUAUUUUGUGGUACUAGAAUAAUACGCGCGAGAAGGCCCCAGGACUUAGAAGUCGACGAAGCUGCCGCACUGGCUAUGGUGGUAAGGACUGGUUUCAAUACAACCAAAGGCGCUCUAGUCCGGUCGAUGCUAUUUCCCAAGCCAUCUGGUUUCAAAUUUUAUAGAGAUUCGUUCCGGUACAUCUCAGUUAUGGGAAUGGUGGCUGGGUUGGGUUUCAUAGCGUCGUUUGUGAAUUUCAUUCGCCUAGGGAUCGCGUGGCAUACUAUUAUCGUCCGAGCUUUGGAUCUCAUCACUAUUGUGGUGCCGCCAGCUCUCCCUGCGACACUGACGAUUGGAACGAAUUUUGCUCUUUCGAGGCUAAAGAAACAGCAGAUCUUUUGUAUUAGUCCCCAGAGAUUCAGUGACUUACUGGCAGACUCUCACGCAAUCCUUCCGUAUCCAUUGUACGAGAGAGACCCGACCAUUGAUUAUCAUUCCAACGCUGCCAUUCUUUACACGAUGGCAACCUGCCACUCUUUGAAAAUCGUCGAUGGCGAACUAAUAGGGGACCCGCUUGACGUGAAAAUGUUUGAAUUCACAAAUUGGUCAUAUGAAGAAGGGAAUCACAAUUUUUCGGAUGCUGACGAACUCGAAACUUAUUCUCCGUCCAUAGCACGCGCACCUCCAACUUUGACGCCUGGUGACCCCGAGGAGGGAACUCACCUCCCAACCGAACUGGCCGUCAUACGAACCUUCGAGUUCGUUUCGCAACUUCGGCGGUCCAGUGUCGUAGUGCGGGAACCUAGCAAUACAGGGGUUACCGUGUUCGUGAAAGGGGCACCAGAAUCCUUGAAAGAUAUCUGUGUCCUAAAAUCUUUACCUCCCGAUUUUACCGAGCUUUUGAAUUUUUAUACUCAUCGUGGGUAUCGAGUAAUUGCCUGCGCAACGAAGCAUAUUCCCAAUCUCAGUGGCAAUGGCGUUCUGAAAAUCACCCGGUCAGAGGCUGAAUCCGACCUGACUUUCAUUGGCUUUAUUGUGUUCGAAAAUAAGCUCAAACCGAGCACCGCUGGUGUUAUAAAAGAAUUGUCCACUGCUGGAAUCCGAAAUGUCAUGUGUACAGGUGAUAAUAUCCUUACUGCGAUAAGUGUCGCUCGCGAAUCUGAGUUCAUAGGUCAAGCCGCCCAGUGUUUUGUCCCGUACUUCGCUGAAGGAAAUGCGUAUGAUCCAAGAUCUCGUCUACGCUGGGAAAGUACAGACAAUCCGGAUUACCAGCUUGACGAGUAUACUCUCACACCACUUCCGCGCCCUACCACGCCUGACCUUUCAAUUCCAUAUCAUAAUUAUAAUAAGAUGAAGUACUCUAUUGCGGUAACUGGAGACGUGUUCCGGUGGGUGGUGGACUAUGGCUCCAAAGAGGUGUUGGAUAAGAUGUUGGUUUACGGGCAAGUUUUUGCGCGCAUGUCACCGGAUGAGAAGCAUGAGCUCGUCGAAAAGCUACAGUCCCUUGAUUAUGUUUGCGGAUUCUGCGGAGAUGGUGCCAACGAUUGCGGGGCCUUAAAAGCAGCGGAUGUCGGUAUUUCACUGUCAGAGGCUGAGGCUUCCGUAGCUGCGCCGUUCACCAGCAGGAUUUUCGAUAUAUCGUGUGUCCCAAAACUUAUAAGAGAAGGAAGAGCCGCACUUGUCACCAGCUUCUGUUGUUUCAAGUUUAUGAGUCUUUAUUCUGCCAUUCAGUUUACCUCAGUAAGCUUUCUAUACGCAUCUGCUUCGAAUCUCGGCGACUUUCAGUUUCUUUAUAUCGACCUUGCUCUUAUUUUACCCAUCGCAAUUUUUAUGGGAUGGAUUGGACCUUACUCGAAACUUUGUCGAAAACGCCCUACUGCGAAUCUUGUUUCUCGGAAGGUUUUGACGCCGCUUUUGGGUCAAAUCGUGAUAUGUAUCCUUGUCCAGCUUACGGCUUUCGAAACUGUUCAGGGCCAAGAAUGGUAUAAACCACCCAAGCUCAAUUUAAAGGAUACCAGCAUAGAAAAUUCGCAGAACACCGCGCUAUUCUUGGUUUCUUGCUACCAGUACAUAUUCUCAGGGCUCGUAUUAAGCGUUGGGCGGCCCUUCCGACAACCAAUGACCUCAAAUGUUCCGUUUGUUGUCACCAUAAUUGUAACUCUUCUAGUGUCGUCUUACAUGCUUUUUCAACCUGCCGACUGGCUCUUUCGUUUGAUGCAACUCACCUACAUGUCGACUUCAUUCAAGAAUUGGCUUGUAGCGCUGGCAAUUGGAGGAUUUGGACUUGCCUAUAUUUCGGAGCGACACCUUUUCCCGGAAUUCUCUCGGCUGAUCGGCCGUAUAUACCGAGUGUGCCGUCCCGGAAAAAGAAAGCAGCGACGACGAUACAAGGUGUUGUUGGAGGAGCAGAUGACCUAG